CUCUCCCACCCAACGCUUUUCACUAUCUCUCUUAUUUAACCUCUCUUCUUCUCUUCUCCGAUCAAUAAUGGAUUCAUUCUCAGACCAACGCCGCAAGAGGAACCACCUCUCACCACCCCUCUUCCUCUCUUUCUCCAUACUACUCUCCCUAUUCCUCUUCCUCAACCACUUUCACUACUCCUUCCACUCUUCCACCUCACACUCUCUUCUCCUAUCAACGCCACUCCGACUCCAUCAUGGAAUCCUCUUCCCUCAUCACGUGCUCCUCACGCUCUCCAAUCCCCACCACACUCUCCCCCCUCCCAACCACCUCCAAUGCCUCUUCUACACCCCCCUCAACCACCUCCACGUUGAACCGGUCCUCUCCACCGACCGCUUCGACCAGUUGAGUUCCAUAGUAAGGUGCCCUCUCCCUGCGACCAGCUCAAAUUUCUCUGCCGUUGACUUGCGCCGCCGCGGGGACCCUGGUGGCGGAACUCUCGCCGCCCUCGACAACCAAACCGUUCUCAGCUGGAACAACCUGGCCUACGUGGCCGAACUCGACGGCGACACCGCCGUCGUCUUCGUCAAGGGACUCAACCUCCGUCCACACCGAAUCUCCGACCCGACCAGAUUCCAGUGCCACUUCGGACUCACCGGUUCCCAAAACGCUGCGUUUUCUAUCACAACGAAAGCCGUCACCGUAGCUCAAGAAGUGGUAAGGUGCUCCUUGCCGCACUCCAUCAAGAACUACCAUGACAAAGCUGAGGAAAUAAGUCAAAUAACCGUAACGGUUAGUCACGUGACGGGUCACGUGAGACAUCCGGUUCGCGAGGUGAUGCCAUCUGUCGCUAGGGUCCACGGAUACACUGCUAGGAAUAAUGGUGGAGCACGGAAGAAUAAGCACGAGUUGUGCGCGUGCACCAUGGUGUGGAAUCAAGCGCGCGCGUUGAGAGAGUGGGUUAUGUACCACUCGUGGCUCGGCGUCGAACGGUGGUUCGUGUACGAUAACAACAGCGACGCCGACGACGGAAUUGACGGCGUCGUUAAGGAUCUGGAUGCUAAAGGCUACAACGUUAGUAGAGUGACGUGGCCUUGGAUUAAGACGCAAGAAGCAGGGUUUUCGCAUUGCGCUUUGAAGGCCAAAGAACACUGUAACUGGGUUGCGUUCUUCGACGUUGAUGAAUUCUUCCAUUUCCCCAACGAAUUGGGGGAUAGAAAGAAUGCACUGAGAUCCGUGGUUUCGAACUUGUCAUCUUCGAAUUCGGUUGCGGAGAUAAGAACAGAGUGUCGUAGUUUCGGCCCUUCUGGACUAAGGUCACACCCUAAACGAGGGGUGAGUUUAGGGUACACAUGCAGGGUAAGGAGCAGCGAGAGGCACAAGUCAAUAGUGAGGCCUGAAAUGAUUGACGCGAGUUUGUUGAAUGUGGUGCAUCAUUUUGAGCUGAGGGAGGGUUACGGGCACAGGAACAUUGGUGAGGGGAGUAUGGUGGUGAACCACUAUAAGUACCAAGUGUGGGAGAGUUUCAAGGCUAAGUUCCAUAGGAGGGCUGCUACGUAUGUUGUGGACUGGCAUCAGGACCUUUGCAAAGCCUCCAAGGAUCGGGUACCCGGUCUUGGAACUCAAGCUGUUGAACCGGCUGACUGGCGCUUCAGGUUUUGUGAGGUUUGGGAUACUGGCCUCAGGGAUUUUCUUCUUUCCAAUUUUGUUGAUCCGGUUACAGGGUUGAUGCCUUGGGAAACAAGCAAUGAGAGAGAGGACUAGUAUGCACUCGCACUUUCGACGGAGAUUUUCAACCCGCAUUCACCUGGGAUUAGUUAGUUUAUACGUAUAUACAUUAUACACUGACAAACAACACUUACUAUACUACUUUCAAUUUUUUUUUUUUUUUUUGGGUGGGGG
Molecule: messenger RNA, 1882 nt
Organism: Arachis ipaensis
Lineage: Eukaryota; Viridiplantae; Streptophyta; Magnoliopsida; Fabales; Fabaceae
Source: RefSeq, a predicted model, not a curated record